Messenger RNA from Trichomycterus rosablanca, 2476 nucleotides. It is a transcript of the gene klhdc8a, whose product is annotated as kelch domain containing 8A. NCBI's taxonomy places the organism in Eukaryota, Metazoa, Chordata, Actinopteri, Siluriformes, Trichomycteridae. Gene Ontology annotation, molecular function: protein binding. The record is from RefSeq and is a predicted model, not a curated record. The transcript has 7 exons. The coding region runs from base 182 to 1246 and encodes 354 amino acids.
CGUUGAUUUCUUUCGACUUUUUUUCGACCGUCGCUGGAGGAUGCUCUCCAUAUAGCCUGUGAAAAACCAGUAUAGACAUGUCUGAGCUCUCUCAUCCUCGCCACAGAUAGGAAUGUCUGGCUAAACAUGACUGUAAUCAUAUCAUUUCAAAGAGCCCAACAAGAGGUGGUUGGCCGGGGCAAUGGCAGUGCCCGGGGCCCACGAAUUCCACUGGCAGAACCUGGCACGUCUCUCGAGUGGGCGUGUGUAUCACUCUUUGGCCGAGAUCGGGGGUCAGCUCUACAUACUGGGAGGUUGUGAUGCCACUGGACGAGCCACCAGCUGUUUUGAGCUUUACUGUCCAGAGGUGGACCAGUGGGUUAGUCUGCCCCCGAUGCCCACGGCCAGAGCAGGUGCUGCCGUAGCAGUGCUGGGCAAGCAGCUGCUUGUGGCAGGAGGCGUGGGAAAGGAGCAGCACCCUGUCAAGGCUGUGGAGGUGUACAACACGGAGGAGGGCAAGUGGAGGAAGAGGAGCUCACUAAGGGAGGAGCUGAUGGGGCUUGCCAUCACCAUUAAAGAUGGCAGAGCCUUCGCUGUUGGGGGAAUGGGAGCGGACCUGCUUCCCAGAAGCAUUCUUCAGCAGUAUGACCUUCGCAAGGACGUGUGGGCCCUUCUGCCGCCCAUGCCCACCCCUCGCUAUGAUGCCAGCAUCUGUCUUCAGGGAUCUAAGCUAUACGUAGCAGGUGGUCGUCAGUGCAAGCGCUUGGUAAAAGCAUUUGAAUUCUUUGACAUGGAUAGUCGCACCUGGUCCACUUUACCCAGCUUGCCCUGUAAGAGGUCUUAUUCAGGGGUCUUGUGGGAUAACACAGGACGCCUUUACUGGUUGGGAGGCCUUCGUCACGGAGGCAUCCACCAGAGCUCCAAGUUCACCAAAAAUGUCAGUAUCUUUGACACUAACCAGGGAUCCUGGUUGAAGUCUGAAGACACUGUUUCCAUGAAGACCAAGAGGGCGGACUUUGCAGCAGCCAUUGUACGAGGAAGAGUAGUUGUGGCUGGUGGACUGGGUCAUCAGCCCUCAGUGCUGGACACUGUUGAGGCCUUCCAUCCCCAAAAGAGGAAGUGGGAGAGCUUGGCUCCCAUGGCAACACCCCGCUGCUCCGCCUCUAGCAUCGUGAUUCGUGAUCGCCUAUUGGUGGUGGGAGGAGUCAAUCAAAUCCCGAGCUCUGCACACGAGAUUCUUUAUGUAAAAGAUGAAGAGAUCAUUUAGCUGUUCCAGUUUUGUAGCCUGUGAAAUUUAGCCUUUAGCGACACAGUAGAGUGCUAAACAAGCACUUCUGUUUGUUUGUGAUUGCAAUACUAUGUCAAGGAAAAAAAUGACAGCGUUGUCUCACAGGGUCCUCACCUACCUGUUGCACAAAUGGUAAGGCACCAAGUCUCCUGUGUUUGUGCCAGAUGUGUACUUUUGUUAUAGUUUACAACAUGGAGCAAAAGACAAUCCAUGUGUAAGUUUACCAUAUUGUAACACAGGGUCAUAUUCAGAGUGGUUGGGUAAAUUAAUUUAGCAACCAAUGCAUUCAGGUUUUUGGAAGAAUUCUAAUGUAUAUAGAAUUAAAAUAAGCACUUAAACAGUUAAAUAUACUAAAGACAGCAUGCAACACUAUUAUGGUACAGACAACAGCAUAAAUCAAGCGUUAGACAUUUAAAAUUGCAUGUACAGUAUAUCUACAACCCUAAUUUCAAAAAGCUUAGGACAGUAGACAAAAACUUGAAACUUGUAUUCAAUAAAAACAUUAUAAAGACAGUGAGUUAAAAAAUGUUUGGACAUAAAGGCAUGAUUGGCUAAAUCUGGAGACUGGGAGAUGGAUUGGCGUCCUGUCUGGGGUGCGUUACUGCAUUAUACCCAGUGAUUCUAGAUAAAAGUGGAUCCAUCAUGACCCAAGCAUAAAGCGGUGGUAAAACAAGAAAAUGAAUGAAUGGUUGCAGAGACUUUACAGGUAAAAGGUCAUGUUAGUAUUGGAUUAGUAUCAGUCUCUGCCUUUAAUACUGUUGUUUUAUGCAGGGAAAAAGCACUGAGGUUUUAACUUACAGACUGCAAUAAAACACUUGUUUCUCGAAGAAAAAACAAGGUCUACAUGUACUGUAGGUUUGAGUAGCAUUUACGUUCAGAAAUAAUUAUAAGCUGAACAGUGAUAUGUGCAUUUUGAGUAAGAAAAUCUACCUACAUGUGUAUACAUCAACUCUGAAUAAGACCCUUAAUAAAUACUGUAGCUGUCAAACAAGCGUUUAAGAUGUGAAAGUGUUUACCAAUUAUUUGUAACUGACUGGAUUCAGUGUUAUUCUAAAGAAAAAGUGUGUAAAAAUGUUUACAGGGUAUUUUUGUAGCUUUACUUUAAACUGUCAGGUUGUUAAUGCUCUAGUUUCUAUUCAGAUUUUAUUACAGCCUUCAGUAUUUUCUGUUUUAUAUGAAAGUAAAGUUUAUAGCAGAAGAGGUGCAUAU